Messenger RNA from Adineta ricciae, 1128 nucleotides. The record is from the annotation of a GenBank genome assembly. Lineage: Eukaryota; Metazoa; Rotifera; Eurotatoria; Adinetida; Adinetidae.
AUGAUCAUUAUCACAUUUCUUCAUCUUUAUAUCAUUUACGGUUUUAUCAUCGUUUUCACCUGUUUAUCCGUGUCGAUCGCUCAAUUUCUCCAAUCGGAGAAAAUUUUACAUAUUCUCGGGAUAAUUUGUGCGAGUUUAGCGUUAUAUGUUCCAAUAUUUUUGAAAUAUCAUUGUUCAUACACUGAAUUCGCUGAUGCAUUAGUCAGUAUCUUCUCUGCAGUGACAGGUUUUUUAUUUACUUUGAAAAUUAUCGAAUUAAUCUUUACAUAUCCAUGGUCGGUACAAAAACAAAUCACAUUGAAACAGAUUCUCAUCGAUUUUUCGACAUUUCCACAAUAUAAAUAUGAAGUUGAACCACGUUCAAUCAGAUCAAGCUCAAUCUCUCCGACGUUUUUAACUUAUUUCACUUAUUUAAUUCUCGGCCGUGAUGAACAUCAACUUUCACCUCGUGAAAAGAAUCUUUUAAUAAUCAUUCGUGGUUUAUCUCAAUUACUAUGUCUACGUCUUCUUCUUCAUUCUACUCCUUACACAGUUCUUCGUCUUCACAGUCAAAAUUCUCAUUUUUUCUCAAUCAUUCAUUUUUUUAUCUACGCACUUUAUGGUUUUAUUUUCUAUUUUGCACUUGGAAUGGUUAUUAAUCUUGUUUUUGGUUUCAUGGGUUUCGUUUGGAAUGUUCCUAUACGUUCUGUUUAUCCAGGUUAUCCAUUUUUACCAUUAGGUCUUCAUGAUUUUUGGUCACGUCGAUGGAAUAUUUACAUAAAAACAAUUCUUCAUCGAAUUGCUUUUAUUGCUCUACCGAAAUUAACUGGUGUUAAAGACAAAUCCAACGCACGAAUUAUCUCCGCAGGUGUUUUUGCGUUCUUUGUUUCGGGUCUUUUACAUGAAUUUAUGUACACUGUUUCAAUGGAUCGAUGGUCAGGUGGAAAAUAUAUGUUAUUCUUUUUGAUUCAUGGACUUUUAGUUGGAUUGGAAUUAACUCUUGAAGGAUUGUUUAAACGAAAACCUUUAUUUCCAGUUGUUAUUAGAUGGAUGUAUACAAUUCUUGCUCUGUAUUCGACAAGUCAUCUUUUUUGUGAUCCUUGGAUUGAAGUCGAUUGUUUUGCUACGUUGAAAACAUAUUUAGGAUGA